Molecule: messenger RNA, 2631 nt
Organism: Psammomys obesus (fat sand rat)
Lineage: Eukaryota; Metazoa; Chordata; Mammalia; Rodentia; Muridae
Gene: Mmp13
Product: matrix metallopeptidase 13
Exons: 10
Coding region: 4-1431 (475 amino acids)
Biological process (GO): collagen catabolic process; proteolysis; extracellular matrix organization
Cellular component (GO): extracellular matrix
Molecular function (GO): zinc ion binding; metalloendopeptidase activity
Source: RefSeq, a predicted model, not a curated record
ACCAUGCGUUCAGCUGUCCUGGCCACCGCUGCCUUCUUCUUGUUGAGCUGGACUCACUGUUGGUCCCUGCCCCUUCCCAAUAGUGAUGAUGAUGAUGAUGACUUGUCUGAGGAAGACCUCGACUUUGCAGAGCACUACCUGAAGUCAUACUAUCAUCCUGUGACUCUUGCGGGCAUCCUGAAGAAGUCUGCAGUGACCUCCACAGUUGAUAGGCUCCGAGAAAUGCAGUCUUUCUUUGGCCUAGAGGUGACUGGCAAACUGGACGAGCCCACCUUAGACAUCAUGAGAAAACCAAGAUGCGGAGUCCCUGAUGUGGGGGAAUACAAUGUUUUCCCUCGAACUCUCAAAUGGCCCCAAACGAAUUUGACUUACAGAAUUGUGAACUACACUCCUGACAUGUCUCAUUCUGAAGUGGAAAAGGCCUUCAAAAAGGCCUUCAAGGUCUGGUCUGAUGUGACUCCCCUGAGUUUCACCAGAAUCCACGAUGGCACUGCUGACAUCAUGAUAUCUUUUGGAACUAAAGAACAUGGCGACUUCUAUCCAUUUGAUGGACCUUCUGGCCUUCUGGCACAUGCUUUUCCUCCUGGACCAAACUAUGGAGGGGAUGCCCAUUUUGAUGAUGAUGAGACCUGGACGAGCAGUUCCAAAGGCUACAACUUGUUUCUUGUUGCUGCCCAUGAGCUUGGACACUCCCUAGGUCUGGAUCACUCCAAGGACCCAGGGGCCCUGAUGUUUCCCAUCUACACUUACACUGGCAAAAGCCACUUCGUGCUUCCUGAUGAUGAUGUUCAAGGAAUCCAGUCUCUCUACGGGCCAGGAGAUGAAGAUCCCGACGACCGUAAACACCCAAAAACACCAGAGAAAUGUGAUCCAGCCUUAUCACUCGACGCCAUUACCAGUCUUCGAGGAGAAACCAUGAUCUUUAAAGACAGAUUCUUCUGGCGUCUGCACCCUCAGCAGGUAGAGGCUGAGCUGUUUUUGACAAAAUCCUUUUGGCCAGAACUUCCCAACCAUGUGGAUGCUGCUUAUGAACAUCCAUCCCGGGACCUCAUGUUCAUCUUUAGAGGUAGAAAAUUCUGGGCUCUCAGUGGUUAUGACAUUUUGGAAGGUUAUCCCAAAAAAAUAUCUGAAUUGGGAUUUCCAAAAGAGGUGAAGAGGCUAAGUGCCGCCGUUCACUUUGAGGACACUGGGAAGACGCUCUUCUUCUCUGGGAACCAGGUGUGGAGAUACGAUGAUGCUAACCAGACUAUGGACAAAGACUAUCCCCAAUUCAUAGAAGAUGAAUUCCCUGGAAUUGGUGAUAAGGUAGACGCUGUCUAUGAGAAAAAUGGCUAUCUCUACUUUUUCAAUGGGCCGAUACAGUUUGAGUACAGCAUCUGGAGUAAGCGCAUUGUGCGAGUCAUGCAGACGAAUUCCUUACUGUGGUGUUGAGCGUCUUUUCAAAAUUGUUAUUUAACUGCUAGAGAGCUUUUGGGAUAACACUUUCAGACUGUGGGGGUGGUGCAGUGAUGUGGGGGAGGGCUUAGUUCUGUGAACAAGCUUCAGUAAGUUAUCUUUGAGCACGGUGUAUCUAUAAGACUAUACGUGGCUGGAACCACACUGAAGAAUCUUUAAGUAAGGAAACUGAGAGCCCUGAGGCUUGCCUCAUUCUUGGGUGCUCUGAAGAAACAAGACUGAUAUUUCCUGCAACAAACAUGGGGUCUAUCUGUUCAUAAGAGUGAACAUAAUUAUUAAUAUAUUUAUCUAAAAGCCUAAAAGCCAUGAAACAGAUUAUAUUUAUAUAACUAUGAAUUGUCUUCACCAAAAAAAUAAAAUUCAUAAACUUACAAGCAUAAAACAUGUUGGGAAGUGUGUGGUAGCCAUCAGCGAACACAGAUAAGUGGAAAUACCUGUGAAAUACAUAUUAGCAGACAAUUUUCCAAAGGAGCCAUUUGGGCUGUUCACUGUGAGUAUUCAGACUUAAAGUCAUUUUCACACAAACCCUAAGGAACUAUCAAAGCCACUAAAGGAAGGAGAGUGCAGCCGCUGUGAGGGCAAGGGCAGCGCAGGUGGCAUUGCAUUAGGCUUAAUUUUUAUUGUGGAUUGUCACUCAAGGGCUGUGAACACUAAUAGAAAAUAGAGAAACAGGAUUUCUCUUUUUAUUAAAAAUAUUUUAGGUCUUUAAUAGGCCACAGAGUGAAACAUCAAAGUUGUUAUAAAAUACCUAUGUAAGCGCAUAGCUUUUUUUCAUAAAUUAUUUGACUGUUUUAGAAUAAAACUAGUGUUUCAACCCUACUUACCUACCUAAUUGUCUUGAUUACCCAGUUUUGACACACAGAUAGACCCUUGUAAUGACUUGUGUGGCAGGAACUAAGGGAGACACUAAGCAAAUCUGUUAAGGCACAGUCAGCCAGAACGAAAACCAUGUCAACUGGGCAGUAAUACUUUGAGACUACCCCUUUAGCUCCUUGUUUUGUCAGUCCUCACUGCUUUCCUUAGUGUCUGACGCUUGGCACUUACUGAUAUGUGAACAAUUAUUGUGCAAAGAGAUGGUUUUAUAACACUGGGUCAAUGAAAAAGAAGUGUGUAUUUGUACAAUGUGUUAGACUGUGUUUAUGUUGUUUUUAAUAAAAAAAAAUUGUUUUCAACAGA